Messenger RNA from Dermacentor silvarum, 1174 nucleotides. Its product is annotated as E3 ubiquitin-protein ligase RNF115. The transcript has a single exon. Bases 1 to 888 code for a protein of 295 amino acids. Gene Ontology annotation, molecular function: ubiquitin protein ligase activity. The record is from RefSeq and is a predicted model, not a curated record. Gene Ontology annotation, biological process: ubiquitin-dependent protein catabolic process; protein ubiquitination; positive regulation of DNA-templated transcription. NCBI's taxonomy places the organism in Eukaryota, Metazoa, Arthropoda, Arachnida, Ixodida, Ixodidae. Gene Ontology annotation, cellular component: nucleoplasm; cytoplasm.
AUGGAUAAAAACAUGGCAGAGGCAGCAGUUGAAACGCCUGCUGUGCGAUUUUUCUGCCACAAAUGUAACCAGGAAAUUAACCCCGUAUUACCGGAAUACAUUUGCCCCCGGAGUCAGUCGGGUUUCAUUGAAGAGUUGGCGCAGGGUCCCCCGGAUCACUCUAUAGAGGACUCUGAUAACGAUUUAGACCAUGCUGCGCAAUUUAGAGAGCUUUGGAACAGUACGAUAAUCGAUGUGCUGCGGAGACUGGAUAGUGGUCCUGGUGGCAUGGUGGAGGAUAACCUGUCGCCAGAUGCGCCGUCAUCGUCAGCUUCGGACUCCAUGGUGCGGCGGAGAUCACCGGGGCGGGCGGGCCGCAGGCCACAUCCUGAUAGCCAGGGGAGGGAGCCCUUGGAAGGUAUCAUUCACCAGAUUUUUGCCAACCUCACUGGAACUACAGGUUUUAUCUCAAACCAAGGCCUUCCAGUGCUGGUCAACCUCCAUGGCAACUCUGGAGACCAUGCCUGGGGCCGAGGGGGCCUGGAUGCUGUCAUAACACAGCUCCUGAAUCAACUGGAUGGGACAGGGCCACCUCCUUUAGCAAAAGACAAGAUUGAGAAGAUCCUUACUGUCAAGAUUGUCCAGGAGCAAGUUGACAAAUUGCUUCAGUGCACAAUAUGUAUGGAGGAGUUCAAGACUGGUGAACAGGUCAAGCGACUUCCCUGCCAGCAUCACUUUCAUCCAGGCUGCAUUGUGCCCUGGCUGGAAGUGCACGGUACAUGCCCUAUCUGCCGCAAGCUGCUGAAUGAAGAGGCUGGGUCGGAAUCGGCUUCUGCAGCUGGAAGCAGCACAAGUUCGGGGACAUCACGGGCAGCAGGUGUGGGGCCUUUGCCGCGCUCUCAGCCAUGAUGCAGCCAUGGCGGCACUGUUGCACAUGCAUGGGGCACCCAGAAGUGCCCGCUCGUCCCAUCUGCCGACACAUGCGGCCUCAGCAUCUUCGUCCUCAUCCUCUACCUCUUCGCAGCCGCCGACCAGCAGAGCUCGACGGUAGUCGCCUGCAAACUCGACAACGUCGCGGCGAGGAAGCCACCCGGGCGGCAACCAGUACUCGGUGUACGACUUCAACGACGAGUGUGACUGAAACUUCUUGGGACGCCAGCAAACACCCCCAUGGAACUCCACAGGAAAAACACUU